GGUGCGUAUUACGUAAGGUGGCGAUUUGAUUUCAAACUACCAACAGAACUGGUACUUUGCUAUCAGUCUCUUAGAUGGAUGGACAUGGAUGGGGAGCAACAAUUCAGCCUUCAUCAAGGCGUUAAACGCCUAACAAUGUCAGCUCGAGACAUCUCACAGGACCGACUCGUUGCGAUAUUUCAGGUGGUGCCAGACACUUUGUACCUAGAGGAUGACAUCACAGGGGAGACCUUUUUCCCGGACCAGAGAGGGCACUUUGGAACAGUUCGCAUGAGAGAUAGGGGCUCAUUUGCUGUGUUGGGGACAUUUAAAGAACAUGUUUUGGCAAGUUCCUCAUCUACUACACCAUCUUCUAGUUCGACGCCCACACAGCCCUGUCGCCCAUGGAUGAGCAGUGUCACGCACCCAACCAAACCUCAAAACCCAACUCCAAGAGCCAAGUCUGUCCGAAGACCAAUAUAUGUCUCAGAAGUGGACGAUUUUGGGAAAGUGUCAGAAUGCAUUACACCAUGUGUGAUAACAAAGGCGUCGCCUUGCCAGACACACCUGAGACAAGAGGCCUUGAGUUUUGGAAAAUGGCUACCAGGAAAUUCUAUGCUAUUCGAACAGAAGACCUGGCCAAAACCAAGUCUGGAAGGCUUGACACUACCAUCAAACGGAAGAGGGUCGAUCCAGGAGACAAUGAAGUGCUGGAGAGCCUGCAAGGUGUAGAACUGGAAAUAAAGAAGUCCUCUGCCCGAGUGUUUGAAGAAGUUGAUGGAAAAUUUGAGGAGCUAUCCAUUUCUCUUGGUAGCAUCAAUGCUAGUUUAUUGCAGGUCAUGGAACAAUGUGAAAUAUUAGGUGAAGUUAAGGAAACGGUGUGUGAGCUGUCUCAAUCUAGUGUUAUUAACACUUGCCUCCGACAGGCAGUAGCAUGUAAAAUCUGCACAAACACACCCACUACUUUGCUUGCCAUCACAGCAUGCUGUGGGCAGGUGGCAGGCUGUGCCCCAUGCGUGCAGACAUAUCUACAUGAAAAUGACACUUGUAUCCUGUGUCAGAUGCCCAUGUUUGCCAGUAAACUGGUAUUUGUGAGAUUUUUGGGUGAUGUUUUGGCACUACUGAAGUGAACUCCUCACAGUUGUUAAUGUGCACAAAUCGGUGUACCUUGUUAGUGAUGGCUAAAUCUUGUUCAGCAGAGAUGUCAUGUCAUUUAUUUGAGUAAUGGUAUGUUUGUGUUACUAUUGACCUUUGGUAUGGUUUGUUUGUGCUACUACAGACCUUUUUUUGUUCAACCAUGUGUCUGAGAGCUUCUCUCUUAGUCAUAAUGUACAGGUAUCCCAUGUUCUUUUCCCCCUGUAUGGACAGUACCUGUAUGUACCUUUUUGUAAUGGCUACUAAAGUUUCUCAGAAGUAA
Molecule: messenger RNA, 1396 nt
Organism: Alosa sapidissima (American shad)
Lineage: Eukaryota; Metazoa; Chordata; Actinopteri; Clupeiformes; Clupeidae
Exons: 5
Coding region: 79-711 (210 amino acids)
Source: RefSeq, a predicted model, not a curated record